Messenger RNA from Durio zibethinus, 1186 nucleotides. The record is from RefSeq and is a predicted model, not a curated record. Lineage: Eukaryota; Viridiplantae; Streptophyta; Magnoliopsida; Malvales; Malvaceae.
ACAGUCUUAGCCAAUCACAACCAUCCAACUCAGCUUUCUUGCAUCCCUGUAUCUUAUCCUUUCUCCCACCACUAGUCUCUCCCUCUCAGAAUCUAGAACCCAUCUCUCCCUCCUGUCAAAUCCUCCUUGAUUUCUCUUCAUCAACAAAGAAGACAGAGGAACCACCGAAAAAAAAAGAAAAAGUAACCCCAAGAUGUCUCUUACAAUCCCUACUAAUCUCUCAAAAUCGCUUUUGAAGCCAAUGCUAAACUCCCAAGUAACCCCCAAAGUUUCAAGAUCAUUGGUGGUAUGCUCAAGUACUCCAUCCUCAGACAAGAGUUCAUCACCAUCAGCUUCACCACUCCAAGCCUUCUCAGCUGCUCUUGCUCUUUCUUCCAUUCUUCUUUCAGCUCCACUGCCUGCUUUAGCUGACAUUUCAGGGCUGACACCAUGUAAAGAGUCCAAGCAAUUCGCCAAACGUGAGAAGCAGCAGAUCAAGAAGCUCGAAUCAUCGUUGAAGCUUUACGCCCCUGACAGCGCACCGGCUCUCGCUAUCAAAGCAACCAUCGAGAAAACCAAGAGAAGAUUUGACAACUAUGGGAAAUACGGGUUGCUUUGUGGCUCUGAUGGGUUGCCCCAUUUGAUAGUCAAUGGUGACCAGAGGCACUGGGGUGAGUUCAUCACACCAGGUCUGUUGUUCUUGUACAUCGCUGGAUGGAUCGGAUGGGUUGGAAGGAGCUACCUGAUUGCUAUACGCGAUGACAAGAAGCCAGCCAUGAAGGAGAUCAUCAUCGAUGUUCCUUUGGCUGCCAGUCUUCUCUUUAGAGGCUUUAUUUGGCCUGUCGCUGCCUACAGAGAGCUUAUCAAUGGUGACCUUGUUGUCAAGGAUGUGUAAUCUCCUCAGACUGAAUGGAAUUACUCGAUGGGAUAGCUACGUAGGAAGAUAGGAGUGCUUUGACUGAAUAUUUGUUAGAGGAAGACAGGUGCCUGGGGAAAUUUCUUGUACUCUGAGUGUAUGUAAUGCUGGUAUUGAAACAUUUGGAGCUGAUCAACUUUCCAUUUCAAUCUUUGUUAUCCAAAUUCAUGUGACAAUAUGUGCUACACACAGGAAUCUUAGAAUACCUGAAAUCUUGUACUAUUAAUUUAGGUGUUUAAUCACCAAAAGAGAACUGAAAAAUGGUGUAAAUCUAAUGCAAUGGUUUCCUCC